Molecule: messenger RNA, 2014 nt
Organism: Lytechinus variegatus (green sea urchin)
Lineage: Eukaryota; Metazoa; Echinodermata; Echinoidea; Temnopleuroida; Toxopneustidae
Product: hyaluronan-binding protein 2-like
Exons: 14
Coding region: 80-2014 (644 amino acids)
Biological process (GO): proteolysis
Molecular function (GO): calcium ion binding; serine-type endopeptidase activity
Source: RefSeq, a predicted model, not a curated record
UGCGACAUAUCAAAACGACAUAUAUUACAGAGAAGCCAUCAUUUUAUCAGUGAGCCCAGGGAGUAUAAAGUUAGAUCUAAUGAUAACGUACAACAUACCUGUGAAUGAAACCGAACGGAGCAAUGCACUCGAGUUCAUGCUUGAUAACCUGACACCAAAUAUGCAGAAUGCAAUGGGUAGAACUGCCGUCAUCGACAUUUUAACACCUGCGUGUGACUUCGAUCCGUGUAGCAAUGGAGGGUUAUGUAAUAACAUCCCUAACACAUCGGAUUACACGUGUACAUGCCAGGAAGGAUAUACCGGAAAGUCAUGUCAAUAUGACAUUGAUGAAUGUAUGAAUAACCCCUGUGAAAAUGGAGGACAAUGUGAUAUUACUGAGGGGUCCUAUACCUGCAUCUGUACUGAUGGAUUCACAGGAAUGCAUUGUGAACAAAGUAUAGACAGAUGUGUGAAUGAUCCUUGUGAAAAUGGAGCCCAAUGUGAAAAUGCUGAUGGCACUUACAGAUGCAUAUGUACUGAUGGAUAUAUGGGGAUGAAUUGUGAACAAGAUAUUGAUGAAUGUUCAAGUGGCCCUUGUGAAAAUGGAGGACAGUGUGACAAUACUGAAGGCUCCUAUAACUGUACAUGUGUCGAUGGAUUCACAGGGAUAAAUUGUGACCAAGAUAUAGAUGAAUGUGUGAACAGCCCUUGUCAACAUGGGGGUCUGUGUAAGAACAUCUUCGGCUCCUACACAUGUUUCUGUCCCAAUGGAUAUAUGGGACAUGAUUGUCAACAAGAUAUUGAUGAAUGUACCAGUGGCCCUUGUGAAAAUGGAGGACAGUGUAACAAUACUAAUGGCUCCUAUUUCUGUUUUUGUACCAAUGGAUUCACAGGGAUGAAUUGUGAAUACGUAAUGUCUACAGAUUGUGGAAACCGACCGGCCCUUUCAUCUUCCAGUCCUCGUAUCAUCGGUGGUUCACAGACUCAGCUCGGAGAUUGGCCCUGGAUGGUAUCUCUCCGAGACCGUUCAAAUGUCCAUCGUUGUGCCGCUGUACUCAUCAACAGUACCAGAGCAAUCACCGCUGCCCAUUGCGUGAAAAAGUUUGAUACUGCAGUUCUGGGCGAUCUCAAACUCUCCAUGACGUCUCCAUACCAUGUCCAAAUGGAGGUUCAAGCUGCUAUCCAUCCAGACUAUGAUAUCAAUACUAUCACUAAUGACAUUGCUGUAAUCAAGUUCAGCUUGCUUGAGUACAAUGACUAUAUCCAACCAAUCUGUGUCCAUAAUCAUGGUGCAUCUACUACGUUUAAAGCAUGUUACGUAACAGGAUGGGGACACACAUCUGAAGGUGGCCAGGUAUCUGAUACACUUCUAGAAGCAAUGGUGGAGUUGUUUGAUCAGGCUCGAUGUCAAUCAUUUUAUCCCACUCAUACCAUUACAUCGACUAUGCUAUGUGCAGGGCAUCUAAGUGGAUCAACAGACACAUGUCAGGGUGACACAGGCGGUCCUCUCCAGUGUGAAGAUCAAGAUGGUCGCUUCCAUCUGAUAGGCAUUACUAGCUUUGGCAUCGGAUGUGGAAGAGAAAACUAUCCUGGCGUUUACACCAAGGUCUCUGAAUACUAUGACUUUAUUACUUCAGCUGACCCACAACCUGAACCUGAACCAGUGGUGGCAGUUGACCUGUUUCCGGGCAGAUUAUUCGAGGUGACGUAUCUACGUGUGGCAUACCUAGAAUACCAGUGGAUCCUCAAUGCCGUUGAAGGGAAUGCCAUUGAUCUCUACAUCUUCACCCUAGAUAUUGUGCAACUUCUUGAUACCGUACUCAUUGGUUAUGGAAGCGAGCCUACAAACCUUGACACAAUCCUUGUCGACUCUAGGAAUGGACCUGUUCUCCAUUUCUAUAGAAUCUUUAAUGAAUAUGCAUGGAUUAGGCUUGUUACUUCUCCUGAACCGAUAGCCCUUCUAUCAGGAGUCAAUGCGCUGGCCGAAGGGAUCCUUGUUCAUACAAGAGUAUCUAAAAACAACACUUUAGAGUAA